UGCCCAGUAGUUAUCAGUCUGAAAGCACUCUCAGCAGUCAGCCAAAAAUUGUGGCAUAUAUUUUUGGAUUCAAAUUCGGAUGGCAAAACAUGCAGGUGCACUGUUGAAAACCGGCUAAAUACAAGAGUACGAGCGAGCAGACUAGGACAUAAUGGAGAUGCAUCUGGGAGCAACGCUGCAUGUGUACAAGGGGGAGUACGGACUGCCGUCCAUAGAUUUUGAAUGUUUACGUGCUCUGUGCCUCCUGCGAUUCACCCGCUGUCCCAUGGACGUGCAGACCAGCUCCAAUCCCCUGCGCUCAGGUGCCGGAAAACUGCCCUAUCUGCAGAUCGGCAACCAGAAGUUCGCGGGCUAUAGGCAAAUUAAGCGCGUGCUGGAUCUCGAGGGUUACCCGAUAGAUGCGCAUUUAAGCACUAAACAAAAGCAUUUGUCCACCGCCUACGCGAACUGGGUGUUCACCAAUCUGCAUGCCUACUACCACUACUUCCUGUACGGAGAACCCCACAAUUUUGACACUACCACGAGGGGUCUCUACGCCAAGCGCACGCCAUUCCCCUUCAACUUCUACUACCCGUCGUCCUAUCAAAGGGAAGCUUGCGACGUGGUCCAAGUGAUGGCCGGUUUCGAUGUGAACGACAAGUUGGACAAGCACGAAGGCGACUACCUUGUUGUCAAUGCCAAGAAGGUAGUUAAUCUGUUGUCCAGUAAAUUGGGUCGCAAGGUAUGGUUCUUCGGCGACACCUACAGCGAGUUUGAUGCCAUCGUCUACAGCUAUCUCGCCAUCAUCUUUAAGAUCGCACUGCCCAACAAUCCACUGCAGAAUCACAUUAAGGGCUGCCAGAACCUAGUAAACUUUAUCAACCGCAUCACGAAGGACAUAUUCCGCAACGAGGGUUACAGUUCCGUCAAACUCACAAAGACACCCAGUGGCACGGAGGCAAGUUUGACGGCUUCGGAGCGCAAGUUCCUGGAUUCUGAGCUCAACACCAAAAUAGUGGCCGGCGUGGGAGCAGUGUUGGCCAUGGGAGCGUUUGCGGCAUGGCGUGGGAUUUACAACCAGUUCUGGUUCAAUGUCUUUGUUUGGCUCCAGACACUCAUGUAGACUACAACCUGAGCAGGUGCAAAAUUCUCAGUUAAUUGCAAAUUCCGAUUGCUUCAUCCCUUGCAGCUAACGACACGCUCUUCGACGGACUAUGAUGGCAUAGAUUACGAAGAUGACGAGAUGGAGGAGGGCCUAGACUAAUCGCAUCUCUGCAACGAUAUCUACGUGUAUAGUAUAUAUAUUAAAAUACAAUGUGGGGAUGAAGCACAAAAA
Drosophila santomea is the source of this 1315-nucleotide messenger RNA. RefSeq names its product metaxin-1 homolog. Lineage: Eukaryota; Metazoa; Arthropoda; Insecta; Diptera; Drosophilidae. The transcript has 5 exons. Gene Ontology annotation, biological process: mitochondrion organization. The record is from RefSeq and is a predicted model, not a curated record. Gene Ontology annotation, cellular component: SAM complex. The coding region runs from base 152 to 1102 and encodes 316 amino acids.